Messenger RNA from Calliphora vicina (urban bluebottle blowfly), 1045 nucleotides. RefSeq names its product Electron transfer flavoprotein beta subunit (gene Etfb). Gene Ontology annotation, cellular component: mitochondrion. Lineage: Eukaryota; Metazoa; Arthropoda; Insecta; Diptera; Calliphoridae. The transcript is spliced from 3 exons. Gene Ontology annotation, molecular function: electron transfer activity. Gene Ontology annotation, biological process: amino acid catabolic process; fatty acid beta-oxidation using acyl-CoA dehydrogenase. The record is from RefSeq and is a predicted model, not a curated record. The coding region runs from base 58 to 819 and encodes 253 amino acids.
UCAACACUCUUUGUAGCAGUUGUUUUGUAGGUGCCUUCUGGGAAGAUAACUUAGAAAAUGUCUCGCGUUUUGGUUGGUGUUAAGCGUGUGGUUGAUUAUGCCGUUAAGGUGCGCGUCAAUCCAGAAAAAACUGGCGUUGUCACCCAAGGUGUUAAACACUCUAUGAAUCCUUUCGAUGAAAUCGCCAUCGAGGAGGCUGUUAAAAUGAAGGAAAAGAAGUUGGCCAACGAAGUAGUUGCUGUAUCAAUUGGACCCACUCAAUCGCAAGAAGUCAUUCGUACAGCUUUGGCAAUGGGCGCUGAUCGUGGCAUUCACGUCGAGAUUACCGGCAAGGAUUAUGAUUUGUUGCAACCUAUUCACGUUUCCAAGAUUCUAGCUAAGUUGGCUUUGGACGAGAAAGCUGAUUUGGUUAUUUUGGGCAAACAAGCCAUCGAUGACGAUUGCAAUCAAACUGCCCAAAUGACCGCGGCUGUUCUUGACUGGCCUCAGGGCACUUUCUGUAACAAAAUUGAAAAAACUGGUGAUGGUUUGACAAUUGUCCGCGAAAUUGAUGGCGGUCUUGAGACAAUUAAGACCAAAACUCCCGCAGUUUUAAGUGCAGAUUUGCGUUUGAACACCCCACGUUAUGCCACUCUACCCAAUAUCAUGAAGGCCAAGAAGAAGCCCUUAAAAAAGGUAUCCGCUGGGGACUUGGGUGUUGAUAUUACACCACGCAUUGAAGUCAUUUCCGUAGAGGAUCCUCCAGUCCGCAAGGCUGGCGCUGUCGUGCCCGAUGUUGAUACAUUGGUCAGUAAGCUCAAGGAAGGCGGCCAUUGUUAAUCAAGGUUUUGUGUUCUCUUGAACAAAGAUGAAUUUUGAAAAAUGUGCAUUUAUAUAAGUUUUAAAAACUCCCCUCCACUAUUAUGUAUGUAGUAAAAAUUACUUAUUUUGUUUGUAUCCAUUAAUUGGCUUUAUUAUAGAAAAUAGAACAACCAUUAUGUUAUAAACAAAUUUACUUUUUUAUUAUUGCUUUAAUUGAUUUAAUAAACUCCUAUUGUAAAUUGUA